Messenger RNA from Cyprinodon variegatus (sheepshead minnow), 2302 nucleotides. RefSeq lists its product as uncharacterized. Gene Ontology annotation, cellular component: membrane. The transcript has 8 exons. Gene Ontology annotation, biological process: cell adhesion. Lineage: Eukaryota; Metazoa; Chordata; Actinopteri; Cyprinodontiformes; Cyprinodontidae. The coding region runs from base 177 to 1124 and encodes 315 amino acids. The record is from RefSeq and is a predicted model, not a curated record.
GAGAGAAGGAACACAAGCCAGGCUUUAUCCUUCUCGUCUUUCCCGCUCUCAAAGACCCCACAAGAGUACCUCCGAUUUUUCUAGCCCACCAGCUCUCCCUCAUUUACGGCAUUUUUUUUCCCUUCUGACAUUUACACAGAAAUUCCCGCCAGACGUGCUGAAUCCGACUAGAGAGGAUGGCUGCAUCCAUGUGGAGAAUGAAUGGGCUCUGCAGAAGCAUGAGUGGAGUUCUGCUGCUCUGUGCUCUAUUGUUCAGCAGCAAGGUGACUUGUCAAGAUGAUCCAUCAACUCCCUCACCCUCAGGUUCUGCAGAUAUGGUUAAAGGAACUACUGUCCGCAAUCCUGUCACUGAUAGCCUCACAGGUAAAGCUCUGUCUGAUGAACCAAGUGUGGAUUCUUCAGCAGUUGCUUUUACUUUAGCUGCCGUCCCAGCAACCUCGAAACCUCUGGAAGAUAAUACUUUUGAAAACACAUCUGAACCCCUUGUUGUUACUACACUACCGUCUAAACCUGUUCAACCUGUUGAGAUGCGACCCUCCCAAGUUGCAUGUGUUGGAAAAGGGGAUAUUCCUGAAGAGAAGGCUGUCAAGAUUCAAUUAACAGAAACAAAACCCUGUGAAGAAAUUAAAGGAAUUUUGGAGGAUUUCUCGACACAAUGGUGCAAACCUGGCAAUUGUAAUCUGAAUAUCUUCCAAGAUGACAGCACAGUCUUGAUGGAAUUAAAUGGUGCUGAAAAGUCUUCUUUGGAAAAGACACUCUAUAGUGAAGCUUUGAAAGACAGGUUGGGUGUAGCAGAAAAUAGCAGUCCAUCAUCAUCCAGUUCUUCUUCUGUAUUCGUGGGAAUAUUGGUCACUGGUCUCCUGGCUGCCCUCGGACUCAUUGUUGGGUACUAUAAAUGCCAACGGAGGCCUGAAACCAAGGGAGCAAAACUGGCUGAGGAGGCCUACCCAGUGGAUCAGGAAAAUCAGGGGAACACCCUUGCAUCUGAGGCCCCCCUGAACCCCCCUCCAGAAACUCAGGAGAAACCCAGUAUUAACGGAGAGUCCCCGGAGGCAGUUAAAAUCGAGACCCCCCCUCCCACCAACGGCCACUCCACUGCAAAGACAGCAGACACAGAGCUGUGAAAUUGCCCAACAGCUGCUGCAUUCCAGGAACUUCCUCCUGCUAACACUUUUAUCUCCACCGAUGCAUACAUGCCCACACAGAGAAAAUUGGCAACUCAUCCUGCUUAACCACAAAGGGGAUUGUCCUCUUCCUCUCAGGCUUUUUGCCUCAACAAACAUCAGGAAAACUAGUCUGAUUAUGAUAAUAUUGGGAGUGGAAAAGCACAGUGACGAAGACUCAGGCCCUGGGUUUUUGAAGCAAGACCAACAAGAGGAGGUCCACAUUUUUAUUUUUACAUUAAUCAGCUCUGACUGUUAUGACUGAAGUCAGCAAAGUCUAACACAUCUAAUCUGGUUUUGGAAAUCUCAGUCUUACAACAUUGCAUGAAUACAUUUAAAUAUUUCUUUUAAAUUUUAAUGUUAAGUGGGAAAAGAAAGAAACAAACUAUGCUCAAUUUGAGAAAUCUGUUUACAACUCUGACUAAUAGAAGAAACCCACUGUACAUGUUCAAACGUCUGCUGCAUGUGUGUUUAAUUAAUGUCUCCAACUUCCAUAUAGCUGUAUAUACAGUAUCAGUACAUGCAUCUAGGCUUGUCUUUCUUUUUUAUGUUACCUGCUAUGAGGACUUGAUAAAGUGUGAAAGAUUUUUUUGAGUAACUUUUCAUGAUGAUUGUGAAUAUGAAUGUUACAUUAGCCAUGAAUUCUGUACAGUUGUUGAGAUUAGAUGAAUGAGCUGCAGAGGAAGACAAAUCAAAUGUUCUUUUCAUCUUCUUUCUUUUGAAGAGUUUGAACCAGCUGUCAAAUUAAACUGUGGGGAGAUUAACCAACAAGAGAACAAGAACAAAAAAUAAUGACUCUCAGCUUUUUUUUGUCCUGUUUAUCAUUGCUAUUCUGGUGUCAGUAUGUAACUGUUGUUUAUUCCUAUUGUGUGUAGAUGUAUUUUGGCCUCAUAUGUCAGUUUAUAAUCCAUAAUCAACCUUUUCCAACUAAACAAUGUUUGAUCUUUACCUUACUUAAUGUUGUGAAAGCUUUAUUAUUAUUCCUAUGUUUUAUAUUCUUUUUUUAUUUUUGGGGGGGAGGUCUUUGGAAACGUUUUGUAACUUUUUUGGAUUAAGAUUUUGUAAUACCAACAUCACAAAGCAAAUUCACAAAAGCUUGAAUUUUGCAAAAACAAAUAAAUAAUCAGUGUUUCUCCUAA